UCUGGGCCACACAAUACAGGCAGCAGGCGCAUUGUUGCUGUUAUCCACAAGGCCUCUCUUUCAGUCUCGGGACGGCUAACCAUGCAUGUCACCCAGCUCAACCGCGAGUGUCUCCUCCACCUUUUCUCCUUCCUAGACAAGGACAACCGGAAGAGUUUGUCCCUUACCUGUCACGCGCUGCGCGAAGUCUUUCUGGACCCCCGCCUAUGGACCGUGCUCCACUUCAGCUCCCCUUGUCAGCUGACCCGGGACAACUUCGUGCUGGGACCCUCGUUGCGUUACCUGACGGUCUGCUGGUUCUCGAGCAGGGUCCUGCAGGUGUGCAACAUCGAGGACUGGUUGAAGAGUUCGUUUCAGAAGGACAUCUGCAGCAAACACGAGAGCCUGGUCUCCACUUUCCUGGCCCAUGUCUGCCACAUGUGUCCCAACCUUCUCUGGCUGUCCCUGUCUGGCUGUGGACACAUCACCGACAAUGAUGUGAUCUCUGUGCUGCAGAGCUGCAGGAAACUGCGCUGCCUUCACUUGGAGAACUGUGUCCGCAUCACUGACUGCAGCCUGCAGGGUGUGGCGACGCAUGGAGAAAGUCUGGUGGAGGUAAAGGUGGACUUCUGCAGGAACGUCACUCAGGCAGGGCUGCAGGCUAUCAAAGAAAAGAGGCUGUGCAUCCAGCUGAGUGCAGAGAGGAGUGCUGAUAUGAUCCCAGACAGCAAGCCUGAGGAGAGGCUGCCACUCAGGAGGACUCUGCAGAAAGUCCUGCAGUUCACCUGAUAUAAGAGCUGGAGAAAAAGGACGGACAUUUAUUUCAAUGUUUAACUUAUUUAAAGACUUGACUGUGAGGCCUUUGUUCUAAUUGGAAGUGGUUAUUAGAAGUGUUUUGCACCUUUUUUAUUUUGUAUAUGCUUUUAUACAACACACAUUGAAUGAAUCUUCCUUACAAAGACAUGUGCCUUUUUAUAUCUGUUCCCUGUUAUCCUAACCAGGGAUAAUUCCAUUCACACUCAAAAUUAAGGCUGUAUGUUAAUCCAGAUACUUCAGUAAGUACACUGCUAUGUUGAACACUGUGUGCACUAGGAACUUACUUGCAUAGUGUGUGCAUUUCAUUAGGGUAGUAAAGCAAAGUCAGACACAGCAUUAGUGUAUUCACAGGUUGCCUUAUCAGUAAUUCACAUCAGUAAUGUUUCCUUGUCGUUAGUUGAUGAGCAGUCAAUACCUACAACUACAACUGCCGCGUAUACAGUAUAUGGUAAAUUUGACGUUACAGUCAGGCUAGCGAUUUCCAGUUUCAGUUUCCAGUUUUUAUGCUAAACUAUGCCAAUUGCUGCUCAAGCUACACAUUGACCAUUCAGAUGCAGGAGUGGCAUUCAUCUUCUUAUUAAUGCUCAACAAGAAAGCAAAUAAGUGUUUCCCAAGAUGUCAAACUAUUCCUCAAAAUAGAACUUGAUAGUUUGAUUAAAACAUCACACACUUUCCCCAGCGGACUUUUGCACUCAUACAGUACGAAAGAACAAAAGGUGUGUGUUACUGUGUGAUCUGUGUCUGUUGUGAUAAGACAUGUCAGAGCUCGGAGGAUGGGUUCUCCAAGGACAAAUUGUCCCUGCGCCUGUGAUUAGAUUUACGUUAUAUAAGGUUGUGAGACAUAUGAAAGUAGGUUGAGUGCGUCUGUCUGUAAAUGCCAUGUGACCAAUGUACUGCUGCAGGAUACUCCCAAUCCUGUGAGUGCAUCUCUAAAGAAUCAACAUACAUUUUCACUCAGGGUCAACUUAAUGAAGAAGCCUUUUUUCUAUCCUUAGAGAACAUGGGCUCAGAUUUUGUUCUUGAACUGGGUGGAGCAAAUCUUCACGUUCCCUUUAAAAUGUUACAAUACUGUUUUUCUAUUAACUGUGUUUUUAUACUCAGUGUGUAUGAGAGUUGUUUUUUUAUUUAUCUAUUUUAAGAAAAUGACCAUUGCUUUGCUAUUACAAAAGCAAACACAACUUUGACCAGGAUUCUAUGUAUGAUUUCUGCUGAGGCAACAAUGAGGAGUGUAUUGAUCCAUCGUUGCAGUGUUAAAGAGGACAUAUAAUGGUCAUUCUCAGGCUCAUAUUUGUAUUUUGUGCCUCUACUGUGACAUGUCUCCAUGCUUUGAUGUUCAAAAAUGUGUUUGUUUUUAUCAUACUGCCUGUCCUGCAGCAUCUCUUUUCACCCUGGAAAGUCCUGGAGUGCUAUCCAAUCGAAGCUCGAGUGUAACAUAAGAUUCCAAUGGAGGAGUUUCAGGCAGGGGGGGUAGUGUGUGUGUGAAACCUUUACUUAAUCCAUGCUAGCCUUUGCAGAACAUUUACAUGCACAAAAACCUAUACAACACUCUACAGGAAAGGGACAACCCCUAAAAAGUGUGUUAUAUAGAACAGGCACUUUCUACAGCAUCAUCAUGCAAAUCUUAUUUGCCGAAUUGCAUUAAGAAACUUUAUUAAGAAAUAUAUUUUUGAUUUUUCAUACGUAAUGAAACAUAAUGAACAGUAUGUAUUUGGAGUCCAUUUGUUGUAGACAAUCAUUGAAAAGACAUAAAUAUAAUUCCUGUAAAACCCAACAUUAGCACAUUAAGUUGAUAAGAGUCAGAAUAGAUAUACAUUCGAUCAAAUUAAACAGAUACAAUUAUGUUAAUAUAUAGGCUAUCCCUUCUUAUUAUAGCUCUCUUUGUCAAUGGUAUCUAUUUAAUGCAAACCAGCCAUGUGUGAGGAUAGCAAAGCAUGUGCUGUUUUAACAUAAAAAGAAAGCCCUAAACCAUUUAUUCAAUUACAACUGCUGUUUCACAGAGGCUCACUGUUUAGAGGCCAAACAUCAAAUGCUGCAUUAUUCACCAUAAAGAAAUAUGCCUUAAGUGAUUAUGGGUCAAGAUUUAUGGGUUCCAGGUGGCAAGUCCUAAGGCUCAUCCGGCUGCAUAUAGGACGCAGACAUGUAACAGCACAACUGUAUCAAAGCAUAACUCAUCUCCACUAGAGGCAAUGAAAUGAAAAAGUAGAUUUUGAAAGACCUGUUGCCCAGAUGCAUGUCCUUAAAAGAACUGCCUUUUGCAGAGCAAGUUCUUUAGAGGCAGCUGCAGCCUUUUCGUUACUAAGUUAUGCAGCUUAUUCUGUUUAUCGGAAUUGUGAAUAAAGUAUCCAGUCUUCACUCAAAUGGAAUCCAUGGGAAAGUAAUGAACAAAAGGACAGAUUGUGCCUGAGAGGAGUGUAUUUUGAAAUUGUCCUUUUAUACAAUGAUAUAAACAACCAUUUUAUGUCUCUGUGACUUUAAGUUUGAAUUAUUGUGAAACACCAUGAACUUAAUUUAUUGUAUCUGCUAUUCAGAUCUCAAACAUUUCAUGAAAUUUCUGGUUUGUUUUUUAUCUUUACCAACAAAUUCAGAUAAAUUGCAUCUUUUAUUCAGUCA
Messenger RNA from Eleginops maclovinus (Patagonian blennie), 3405 nucleotides. RefSeq names its product F-box and leucine-rich repeat protein 22 (gene fbxl22). Bases 82 to 768 code for a protein of 228 amino acids. Gene Ontology annotation, molecular function: protein binding. Gene Ontology annotation, biological process: SCF-dependent proteasomal ubiquitin-dependent protein catabolic process. NCBI's taxonomy places the organism in Eukaryota, Metazoa, Chordata, Actinopteri, Perciformes, Eleginopidae. The transcript has 2 exons. The record is from RefSeq and is a predicted model, not a curated record. Gene Ontology annotation, cellular component: SCF ubiquitin ligase complex.